UCUAUUCUGCUCCUCAUAUUUCCUCUCUUCCUCCACCAGCAGCGUUUUCAGUAGAGAAAUUUUUCAUACUCAGAGCUUACCAACACGACUGUGAAGUCCACCCACAGUUCUCAUAAAUCAAGGCAAAGCAACUGUUUUUUCGCUGUUCAAUUGGCCGAGAGAGUGCAGUUUUCAGGAGAAAAACGAAGAUGAAAUUUAGGGCUCCGCAGAGAAUUUUCAUAUUACCUUCUACCAGCCACCUAAAUUGUGUCCGAAACCAUACUCGAAGAAGCUUCACUUCCAUCUUCAGAAGGAUUCAAACUUCCGUACAAGCUCGAGCUUCAAUCGGCGGUGGAAAUGGCAGUUCUCAAGGUAGUGAUUCUUAUUUGGUGCCUGGUGCGACGGUGGCUACCUUGUUGAUGCUCGGUGCUCUUCAUGCUCGUCGGCUCUAUGAUGAUAAGAAGGUUGAAGAGGCACGUGAGAAGGGCAUAGAGCCGGAGUUCAGGUCGGAUAUUAAGGCAACGUUUUUGAGAUUGAUACCACUACGAUUAGUUUCAAGAUGUUGGGGUCAAUUGACUAGUGUGGAACUUCCUAUCUGGCUGCGUCCAUAUGUGUAUAGGGCAUGGGCUCGGGCAUUUCAUUCAAAUUUAGAAGAAGCAGCUCUUCCUUUGGAUGAAUAUGCUUCUUUACGCGAGUUCUUCGUACGCUCCUUAAAGGAUGGUUGCAGGCCCAUUGACCCUGAUUUACAAUGCCUGGUUAGUCCGGUGGAUGGUACAGUUUUAAGAUUUGGGGAACUGAAAGGAGCAGGGGCAAUGAUCGAGCAAGUUAAAGGAUUUUCGUAUUCUGUCGCUUCUCUUCUUGGUGCUAGCUCUUUACUUCCCAUGAUGGCCGCAGGGGACAGGCAUGAAGAGGGUAGUGUACAAGAAAAUAGUUCUGCUGAUAGUACUAAAAAGUCAUGGUGGAAAAUUUCUCUGGCUUACCCUAAAGUUUUGGACCGAGUUUCGACAUGCCCAGUCAAAGGCCUUUUCUACUGUGUAAUAUACUUAAAGCCUGGAGAUUACCAUCGUAUACAUUCACCAGUUGACUGGCAGGUUCUAGUUCGGCGCCAUUUUUCAGGUCAUCUAUUUCCUAUGAAUGAGCGUGCUGUUAGAACAAUCAGAAAUUUAUAUGUUGAGAAUGAAAGGGUUGUGCUCGAAGGUUUAUGGCAGGAAGGAUUUAUGGCCAUUGCUGCAAUUGGGGCAACAAAUAUUGGAUCUAUCGAGGUUUACAUUGAGCCAGAGCUACAGACGAACAAUCCAAAGAAAAAGUCACUCCAUUCAGAGCCUCCAGAGGAAAGGGUAUAUGAACCUGAAGGUGUGGGGAUAAUGCUAAAGAAGGGAGACGAGAUGGCGGCUUUCAACAUGGGAUCAACGGUGGUACUCAUCUUCCAGGCUCCUGUUUCUAAUCUACACAAAAAUGGGGACUCCAAGUCGGAAUUCAAGUUUUCGAUUAAACGUGGAGACCGGGUACAUGCUGGAGAAGCACUGGGAAGGUGGGCAUGAUUCUUACAAGAACUGGCCUUAUUCAAGGAGUUCUUUGCCUGUUUCCCUACUGAUAUACAAUUCUAACGAGAAGUAUAUUACCAUGAGUCAGCUUUGAUUUCUCUUUUUCAACCUUUUUGUAAACAGUCAUUUCUGCAUUCCUUGUGAUAAUAGUUUGCACAUUUUUCAUUCUACGAUGAUGCUGGCUGCAAAUA
Momordica charantia (bitter melon) is the source of this 1714-nucleotide messenger RNA. It is a transcript of the gene PSD1, whose product is annotated as phosphatidylserine decarboxylase 1. Gene Ontology annotation, cellular component: mitochondrion. The record is from RefSeq and is a predicted model, not a curated record. Lineage: Eukaryota; Viridiplantae; Streptophyta; Magnoliopsida; Cucurbitales; Cucurbitaceae. Gene Ontology annotation, biological process: phosphatidylethanolamine biosynthetic process. Gene Ontology annotation, molecular function: phosphatidylserine decarboxylase activity.